This is a messenger RNA of Electrophorus electricus (electric eel), 2271 nucleotides long. RefSeq names its product G protein-coupled bile acid receptor 1 (gene gpbar1). The record is from RefSeq and is a predicted model, not a curated record. Lineage: Eukaryota; Metazoa; Chordata; Actinopteri; Gymnotiformes; Gymnotidae. Gene Ontology annotation, molecular function: G protein-coupled bile acid receptor activity. Gene Ontology annotation, cellular component: plasma membrane. Gene Ontology annotation, biological process: G protein-coupled receptor signaling pathway.
CGGUGUUAACGUGUUAGCGACGGGGAAGUUUGGAAAGACAGCCGAGGUGUGUCAACGCGUUAUCUUCAUCUUUCUGAAGGGGGGGGCCCUUAUUCGAUUAUCAAGUGUCAAGAGGAAAUAAGAUCUUGACAUUUCUGAAUUGGGUGGAACCCAAACGUGUGUGUGUGUUGCACCCUCCUGCAGGGGGCGAUCAUGAGCUGGGUGGAGCAACAGGAGCUGGACAGGCUUAUCCUCUUGAUCACGCUGCCCCUGUCGUCGGCCAUCAUCCUGGCCAACCUCCUCAUCAUCAUGGGCAUCACCUGCAACCGCCAGCUCCACACCACGCCCAACUACUUCUUCCUGAGUCUGCUGGUGGCAGCGGUGUGCACGGGCGUGGCCUUACCCUUCGUCCCCCGCAUGGGCCUGAACCGGCCGCUGCCCUUCCACGCCUGCCUGCUGGUGCACAUCUUCCCCAACUUCCUGCUUCUCUCCUUCCUUUCCAACCUGGUUAUGGUGCACUACGAGCGCUACCUGUGCAUCGCCAGCCCUCUGCACCACAGUCGCUUUUGGGUGCACCGCUGCUUCCCUGCCGCCCUGCUGGCUGUCUGGCUGCCCCCGCUCCUCUACGCCUGCCUGCCCGCCUUCGGCUGGAACAGCUGGUCUGAGAACGGCCCGCGGGAAGGGCUCAGCAGCAACAACACAACCCACACACCGGCAGUGAGGGGCAGGAACUGCUCCAGGGACAAGUUCGGGGACGGCGAGCUCUGCUCCUACAAGCAGGUGUUCCCCAAAGCCUUCAUCUACGUGGAGGUGUAUGGGCUGCUCCUGCCCGGUAUCGUAGCCAUAGCGGGGAUGACGGCUCGUGUGCUCUGCAUCGCCCGCAAGCAGCUGCGUGAUAUCUGCAGGCUACACCGCGCAGCGGGACAUGAUGGAGGCUCAGCGCACCAGCAGCGACUCAACCUGCGUUACGCCAAGUGCGUUGCCGCUGUCUCCCUCACUUUCCUCGUCUGCUGGGUGCCCUACGUCAUCUCCCUCCAUGUGUCCGUGGUGCUGUUUCACGCCGGAGGGACCAGCAGUUCCUUGAACAUCGUGCUGUCCUGCAUGGGCAUCGGCAGCAUGGCCAUCAUCCCCGUCAUCCUGGGCCUGGCAAACCGGCAGUACACGGAGCCGGUACGGAAUCUGAUGAGAAAACUGUGGGACCGCUGUGCUGGCAGUCUGAACUCGGGAGAUGACGCUGCCUGAAAACCAGGACUUAAAUUGAUCUAAUGAGUUUGAGUACUGAUCUGGGAUCAGAUUUCCUGGCCCAUGUAACUCAAAAAUGUGAUCACUUGACAACACGUUUACUUGUUAAAAUAUAUAUAUAUAUUUAGGCACAGAACAUAUGUAGACAAAGUGCACCACAAAACAACAAUGCAGAUACUGUCUACAAUCUCCGAUCUAAACAGCAUUGGACUUCUUUUAAUUUGCUUUAUACUGUAUAUGUAAGAUAAUUAUGAAAGCAUUAAAAGGGUCAAAAAUCCCAAUAAAAUGAAGUCACUGGAAUCAAAUACAGCACUUCAGUGUUGCAUUUUAUGAUUAGUGACUGGUGCUGGGUACUGGAAUGGUUCUGGUUAUUGCCUUGGUGACGGUUGUAAAUUAUCUAUUCAUGUUGGUGGACUUGUGCACUCGUAACAGCCUCAUUUUUUAACCUUAGUUCUGCCUUCCAUACUGUUUGCCAUUUUCCUCUGUUAGACAGCAUGGAAAAAUGGCCUAGUAUACAUGGGACCAUGGUUGGUUGGUUUAGAUCUCAUCUUUCCAAGCGUUGGGUUUGUUUUGUUGCAUAGCAACAGCGAGUUGGCCGAGGCAUCCCUCAAGGAUCUAUCCUUGAGCUGUUACUGUUUUAAUGCUUAUGUCUUUAGGCAGAUCAUUAGUAAAUUUGGUGCAAGCUUUUAUCUAUAUACUGAUCAUACUCAAAUUUAUAUCAGGACUAAGAGCAACUUCCCAUCUGCUUAUUUUCCAGGGUCUGACUGUCUCUUUCAAAUAAAAAACUGGAUGCAACAGAAUUUUUUCAUCUUAAUUUUAAUUGGCAAACAGUCACCUAUCGUUAUGUCUAGCAAUUUUAAUAUUCACAUAGGUGAUGUUCAGACUUCAGCUUCUCCACAAGUACGUAACCUAGCAGUCAUUUUUGAUAGUCAUGUCAGGAACAUUAUGAAAACCUCUUUCCACCAUUUCCCUAAUGUUGCCAAGUUCAGACCUUUUUCUCACUGAAGUGAAGAAGCUUCUACAUGCUUUUCUUUCCUACUGCUUGGACUA